Heterobasidion irregulare TC 32-1 is the source of this 939-nucleotide messenger RNA. RefSeq lists its product as uncharacterized. Gene Ontology annotation, cellular component: cytosol. The coding region runs from base 1 to 939 and encodes 312 amino acids. The record is from RefSeq and is a predicted model, not a curated record. The transcript is spliced from 7 exons. Gene Ontology annotation, molecular function: aldose reductase (NADPH) activity. NCBI's taxonomy places the organism in Eukaryota, Fungi, Basidiomycota, Agaricomycetes, Russulales, Bondarzewiaceae.
AUGGCAGCCCCGACGUACAGGCUCAAUAAUGGCCUCGAAGUUCCUGCAAUCGCAUAUGGGACAUGGCAGUCUCCGCCUGAGGAACUCUCCAAAGCGGUCGAAUUUGCGAUCAAGGAGGCUGGAUAUCGGCAUAUCGACUGUGCAUGGGGGUACCGCAACGAGAAGGCUGUCGGGGAGGGAAUCAAGGCGUCAGGUGUCCCCCGCUCCGAGCUUUUUCUCACGAGCAAAGUGUGGGUCACAUACCACGCCCGGGUUGAGGAGUGCUUGGAUCAGACACUCGCCAACCUCGGCACUGACUAUCUUGACCUCUACCUCAUCCACUGGCCUGUGCCUCUGAACCCCAACGGAAACGACAUCUUCUACCCCACUCUCCCUGACGGUUCUCGUGAUGUCGACAACAGUGUCACGCUCGCAGAGACCUGGCGGCAGAUGGAGGAGAUGCAGCUCAAGGGCAAGGUCCGCGCCAUUGGUGUCUCAAACUUCUCCAAAAAGACGCUCGAGGAGAUUCUUCCUACGGCCCGGAUUGUCCCUGCCGUCAACCAGAUCGAGCUCCACCUGUACAACCCACAGCACGAGCUCAUCGAGUACCUCAAGGAGAAGAACAUCGUCCCUCAGGCGUACUCUCCCCUUGGCUCAACCAACUCUCCUCUCAUGAAGGAUGAGGUUGUUCUAGAACUCGCUAAGAAAUACAGCGUGUCCGCCGCCGACAUUCUUCUUGGCUAUCUUCUCGCCAAGGGUGUCAUCAUCCUUCCCAAGUCUGUGACGCCUCACCGGAUUGCCUCUAACAUUAAGGGUGCCAUCCGUGCCACGGAAGUCCUCAGCGAGGCCGAUAUCAAACGCCUCGAUAACCUUGCGCCUAGCGGCAAGCAGACACGCUUCUUCAUGCCUUCGUGGGGGCGGGAUCUUGGUUUCGACCACUGGCCCAAGAAGGACUGGUGA